AUGUCAUCCCCAGAUUCUAUAUCUAGUGAUAGUGGGCCAAAAAGAAUGGAACAAAUUACUUUUAGAUUUUGCAGCGAAUGCUCCAAUAUGUUAUAUCCUAAAGAAGAUCCUGAUAGCCAUCGCCUCCAAUUCGCCUGCCGGACCUGCCAGUAUUCUGAAGAAGCAACAUCAUCUUGCGUCUUUCGCAACAUUCUCAACAAUGCCGUAGGGGAGACUGCUGGUGUUACACAAGAUGUUGGAUCUGAUCCAACACUCCCACGAUCGAAUAAGACCUGCCCAAAAUGUAAAACGGAGGAUUCAGUGUUUUUUCAAUCCCAACAGAGAUCAGCGGAGACUGGUAUGAAACUUUUCUUUGUCUGUUGUGGAUGUGGUCACAUAUUCUCAUAG
Molecule: messenger RNA, 387 nt
Organism: Blumeria graminis f. sp. triticale
Lineage: Eukaryota; Fungi; Ascomycota; Leotiomycetes; Helotiales; Erysiphaceae
Source: the annotation of a GenBank genome assembly